GCCUAACCUCCAAAAUGAAGACUGUGUUGAGAUGGGGGGACGUCGAGGUCGCUUGAACGACCUCUCCUGCACCUCCCUUAGACGUUACAUCUGCAAGCGAUGCCAAGAUAGCGAUGAGAUUAUGUACAACGGCAUUAAAGGCACUUGCAACCUCCAAGUGGAUGUGUACCAGGAAGUUUCCGAAGUGCUGUUCAAAGAGCGUCUAUACGCUGGCUGCAUCAUCGUCAUCCAAGGAAAAGUGAAGCCGAACCCAACCAAGUUUAUCGUCCACCUAUCUUUGGGCCACGGUGAAGACACCCCGAUGCGCAUCGAAGUUGAUUUCAAAGAUGGGGACCUUGAGCUAUUGACCCGCAUCGGGAGUCAUGUUGAUGGAAAGUAUGUCAACAAGAUCGUCAAAAAGGACUCCUUCCCCUUCGCAGCCGGAAGCGACUUUGAGAUGACCAUCGAGUGCGGCGACGACAUUUUCCGCUUGGCCGUCGGCAACGACUUUGAGGUGGAAUACGAGAAUGAUGGUUAUGAUCUGCAAGAUAUCCACAGGCUGUUGGUGGAGGAUGAUGUGACAGUCACCAACGUCAGGCUGAUUUGAGGCUGCCAGCGCAGUAAAAUGGGAGGUGCUGCUUCUUCUCAGGAUGUUGACGCCAUGACGGCUCUUAACUAGGGUGACCGCCAGAGGGGAAAGUGGCUAGAAUUCAUUGCUGGAACUCCCCGACAUGAACGGAGCCAGAAUUUUUUUUUUACACACAUAAAAAUAAAACGGUAUUACACAUGCAUUAGGCUACUGCAUUACACAUCCUAUCACAAGGUAAACAUGAGAAGUUGAUUUUCAUUCAAAAUUGUAUUUUUCAAUGUAACAGUUAAUAAAAUAGCAGAAACCCCAA
Molecule: messenger RNA, 878 nt
Organism: Corythoichthys intestinalis (scribbled pipefish)
Lineage: Eukaryota; Metazoa; Chordata; Actinopteri; Syngnathiformes; Syngnathidae
Product: galectin-4-like
Exons: 5
Coding region: 32-586 (184 amino acids)
Molecular function (GO): carbohydrate binding
Source: RefSeq, a predicted model, not a curated record